AUGAAUGAGAAAAAUGAUAGUGAACUCCCGAGUAGCGAUCAUGACAAUGACCUUCAGGCCGUAGGAGAAACAGGCCCAGAUGGGAGCGGCAAGAUGAAGGGAAGUCAGGACGUUGGAGAUUCUGCGGAAAACUCGGUGGACGGGGUGAACCCUGCCUAUUCGGCCGACUCGAAGGAGAUAGCCCAUUCCGGGCACGUCAGCACGGAUGAACAGAGCGAGCGCAACGAAGGCCCGGUGCAAUCGUCUUCCUUUUUUGCAAGGUGUUUGAGUAAGAUAGGAAAUUUUAGCAGUGCACCGUGUGAGGAGGGAAACACAGAUGGUAACGCUAACGGUAACGCUAACGAUAAUGGCGAUGGUAAUGCUGAUGGUAACGCUGAUGGUAACGCUAAUGGCAGCGUGAAUGGUAGCGCGCACAGCGGCAGUGAAUUGGGGUUGUUAUCCAAAGGGGCAAGCAGCGAGUUCCAGACAGAGGGGACGAACAUCGUGCCACAGAGCGGUGAGUUGGAGUUAGCAAUAACCGCCAUAGCAGCGUUUAAUAAAGGAAAAGGUGAGAUAAAAGCAUGUAGGGGAGAAAUUUACCUCACUGAGAAGGAAUUUGCGCUGAUAUCCUACGUCCUUUCAGGCAGUGGUUUCAGAUUCUCCCUUAUCGAUGACCCCAAGAAGAAAAAAAAGAGGGAGUUGUUAAGGCUGGAUGAACUUCUACAGGAGGCCAAGAGGUGGAAGGGUGAAGGACUUACCUCGGGCCUGAAAAGGGAAGGAACCCACGAGAGGAGACAGGGGAACCUAAACUAUGUGGACAACAGUGAAGAUCCAAAUGGUACAGGUCGCUACGAUGCAGAGGAUGACAACAAAGAGGAAGGAAAAUUGGUAACACGCUCAGGUGGAGGAGUAGCAGCCCACUGUGAUAGGAACGAACUCACUAAAAGGGAAGAAUCUCCCACAGGACGGGAAACACAAAGGAGACCGAAGGACGGUUACAACCAUCUCGACUCAGCUAGCGAAAAAGGAAAUAAAACAAAUGAUCAUGUAAAAAACGAACUGUUAAAUGGAACCGAUAAUAAGGAGAGGAUACAGUUAUGUGAGGAAGUUUUUACUCUCCUAAGAAACACCUUUUAUGACAAAAUAAUAAACAUAGAAAAUAAUUUUAAAAAUUUAAGCCACAAAAUUGAGGAGAAUAAUUGUUUCUAUUUCCAUUGUAUCCUGGAUAAGCUAAAGAAUGGGAAAUAUGAGAAUAUCCUUUUUAUUUAUAAUGACGUAUAUCUGUACGUGAACAACUUAUUGUUCCUGUCCAAACCGUCUAGCUUCAUUUGGAUGAAAGUGCAUGAGUUGUCGACUCAAAUUACUGGUUCCAUUUUGGAGCUUCAACAUAGGAAGGAGAAAAAGAAGAACUCCUCUUUUCAAGGUGCACAGGGCACGUCACAAGAUCAUGUUAAUAAGGACGAUGUUGAUAAGGAGAAGGCUCUUUUGCAUUCCCCUGAGGACACCAUUGAGCAGUCCAUCGAGGAGGAGGAGAAGCUGGCCUUCCAGGUACUCCUGGGCAAGUUACACCAAGACAUACACUUCGAGCUGUUCCGGAAAUUCAAAAACAAAGCCGUGUGGAAAACCCUCGACAGCGGCGAGAUCGAACUGGACGACAAACUCACCAAGGCGGACGUGUUCAGAGAAAUGUACAACUGGUGCAAAGCGCAACUGGAGUUGAAAAGCAAGCGUAGUGAUGUGUCAGAAUCAGAGAGCGAUUCUUCGAAGGACUCAUAUUAG
Plasmodium coatneyi is the source of this 1758-nucleotide messenger RNA. RefSeq lists its product as uncharacterized. The record is from RefSeq and is a predicted model, not a curated record. Lineage: Eukaryota; Apicomplexa; Aconoidasida; Haemosporida; Plasmodiidae. The transcript has 3 exons. The coding region runs from base 1 to 1758 and encodes 585 amino acids.